AUGAGUGGGGUUUAUGAGAAUCAAUGCAAUGCCUUAGGGGCAUACAACAAACCCUUUUCUAACACAUACAAUCCUGGCUGGAGGAACCAUCCAAACUUCAGUUGGAGAGAUUCUAACCAAGCACAACCAUCAGGAGGACAAUGGAGAACUAAGCAACAGCUGCAACCACCAAAGGCGUAUUCUGCACCUCAAUACAAUUCGCAUCAGCCAAGGAGUUCUCUUGAGAACACCUUGCAAUCUUUCACGGAGGUGCAGAGUAAGACGAAUCAAAAGUUUGAGUCAUUGUUUACGCAAAUGGUGGAGGAAAGUAAAGAAAUGAAGAGUCAAAUCACGAAUCUGACUGGAGCUUUGGCUGUUCAAGAACGCGACAAGUUCCCUUCAGAAGCUCAGUCAAACCCAAAGGGUCAACAUAUGGCGCAAACCUCAUGUCUCGAUAAUCAAAAUGUUAAGGAGGUGAAUGCCAUUAGUGCUCGUAGUACUAAGAUCAUGGAAGAACCGUCAACAAGUGCCACCACUUCGAGUACUAAGGAAGUUGUCCCUGAGAAAGAUGAUCCAACAAAUGUUCCGGUAAAGGUGCCUUUUCCCCAAGCUCUACGUCCAAUUGGAAAAAUACCGGAACACCAAAGUGAGAUCCUAGGGCACUUGACUCAAGUGAAGAUUAAUCUUCCUUUGCUUCAUGUUAUCAAGCAAGUGCCUGCUUAUGCUAAGGUUAUCAAGGAUCUGUGCACUAUCAAAAGGAAGCACCAUGUCAAGAAGACAGCAUUCUUGACAGAACAGGUAAGCGCGAUGAUCGACCAGAAAACAGUGCUCAAGUACAAGGAUCCCGGUUGUCCCACAAUUUCCUGUCAAAUUGGGACACAUGAGUUCAGCCAAGCUUUGCUUGAUCUAGGAGCGAGUGUUAACCUCAUGCCAUACUCUGUCUACUCGCAACUUGGUCUUGGAGAAAUCAAGCCUACCUCUGUGGUUCUGCAGCUGGCUGAUCGAUCGAUCAAGAAGCCUCGGGGGAUAGUUAAGGAUGUUCUGGUUCAAGUUGAGUUCUAUUACCUCGUUGACUUUCUAGUCUUGGAUACUCAAUCCGUGGUGAGUAUGGAGUCCAAGAUUCUCAUCAUCCUCGGAAGACCUUUCCUUGCUACAGCCAAUGCUCUCAUCAACUGUAGGAAUGGUCUGAUGAAGAUAUCCUUUGGGAACAUGACUUUGGAGGUGAAUGUUUUUCACAUUACAAAGCAACCACGUGAUGAUGACGAGUGCCACCAAACAUUUCUAAUUGACACACUCGUCUCGGAGGAGGUUCAGUUGUGUAGCAAUUCUGAUGAUCUUAACGAUUUCCUUUGCAUUUCUGAAUCUGAGAGUUCCGGUCCUU
Morus notabilis is the source of this 1360-nucleotide messenger RNA. RefSeq lists its product as uncharacterized. Lineage: Eukaryota; Viridiplantae; Streptophyta; Magnoliopsida; Rosales; Moraceae. The record is from RefSeq and is a predicted model, not a curated record. The annotation marks the transcript as partial. The transcript has a single exon.